AGAUGGCCACCGGAAUAUGUGAAAAGUGUGCACAACUGCUAAAGGACUUCGUUGCUUAUGUAAAGAGAUUGCGGUCUGAACUUGUACAGAAGAUAACGGAGUGUAUAAAGAACCUGUCGAGAUGUAGCUGUCUGCGAAGGAAGAGAGCAACUGUUGCAUCCGAUAUCUCAGAGCAGCACGAGAGACAGGCUGCUCGGACACUACUGGACCACCUGGACACAGUGGAUUAUCCUCUACCCGUUGCUCUCCUGGAGCCAUACACAGCCCUACUGCUCUCUAAUGACAUAGAGGUUCAGAGGAUCACCACUCUGUCUCUGGUUCAUCUGCUAGUGAACAACAAAGUGAGUAAGGAGCAGGUGAUUGAGACAGGGAUGCUGAUGCCCCUGCUAGAGAUGCUCCAGUCUGGGGACCCCACUGUCCAGUGUAACUCCUGCCAAUGUAUUGCCUCACUGGCCUCCUCAGACUCAAACCGGGAAGCUAUUGUGUCAGCUGAAGGGGUGAUUCCACUACUGGUUUUAGCCAAGUCUUACGAUCCCCAAGUCCAACAGAAUGCAGUCUGGGCCCUUUUAAACCUCACACAGUCUGCGAGGACGAUGGGAGUGUUAUGUCAAGAAGGAGCCAUUCCUGUACUGGCACUUCUGUUGCAGUCCUCCAACUAUGAGGUCCAGUUCUACAGCUGCUCUGCCCUGAGCAAUAUAGCCACUGUCCCGGGCCAUCAUCCCAAAAUGUUUGGCAUUGGAGACCGUUUUCUGUUGAAGUCUCUGCUGACACUCAUGUCCUCAUCAGUGCAGAAGAAUGCAUCCCAAGCUUGCAGAUGCCUCCAAAUCCUUUCAGGGAAUGUUGUGACCCAGGAGCAGCUGAUGUACCUGAACUGUGUGUUGCCUCUGAAGGCCCUGCUGUGCUCCGCUACUCCCCCUCUGACUGAGUCUGCUAUAGCACUACUGUCUGAGCUAGCCACACACCAACCCAAUAGAGAGGGCCUGGUGAAUGAGGGCCUGGUACAGGUGAUAGGGCAGCUGCUCCUCUGUCACAGAUCCAGCUCCAUCAUCAACCACAGUGUUGUUACCAUCACCAACCUCAGCAGCACCAGCGAGGGACAGCAGGCUGUUAUGGACAGUGAGUGUGUAACGGGACUUCUCAAGGCCCUUGUGUCCAGUGUGACCUCAGAGGAGACCGUUCUUUGUGUCACUUCCUGUUUACAUCACCUGACAAGCUGGGACUUACUUCAGUCUCAUUUGGCCACAAAAAUGACUCCUGAACAUGUUUCAAGUCUGGUGAAGUUCUCUGCACAAAUGGACAAUCUAGAGCUGUCCUAUAGGUCUGCUUCCAUCAUCAGCAAACUAAAGAUGAACGAACAUGUCAUCCAACUACUGACGCCACAAUACGCUGCCAUCUCUGAAUAUCUCCUGAUGUACCUCAAGAACCAGGAAGUGCGAUUCCAACAGCUGAGUAUUGUUACUCUAUGCAACCUGAAGAAAGACAGAGAGUUUUCAGUGCUGAUGAGUGAUAGUGUGCUGGAGAAGCAGCUAAAAUGGGUGCAUGCACAGACGGAGCAGACCAGGCAGUUACUGCAGGCGAUUCAGAUGCCUCCAUCCUCCUGACCUGUCCACUGGAGCUCUCUCUGCUUCAGGACACGGACUGACACCUCUCUGCUUCAGGACACGGACCGACACCUCUCUGCUUCAGGACACGGACCGACACCUCUCUGCUUCAGGACACGGACUGACACCUCU
This is a messenger RNA of Oncorhynchus keta (chum salmon), 1733 nucleotides long. RefSeq lists its product as uncharacterized. The record is from RefSeq and is a predicted model, not a curated record. Lineage: Eukaryota; Metazoa; Chordata; Actinopteri; Salmoniformes; Salmonidae. The coding region runs from base 3 to 1601 and encodes 532 amino acids. The transcript has 13 exons. Gene Ontology annotation, molecular function: protein binding; protein-membrane adaptor activity. Gene Ontology annotation, biological process: nucleus-vacuole junction assembly.